Molecule: messenger RNA, 4696 nt
Organism: Zeugodacus cucurbitae (melon fly)
Lineage: Eukaryota; Metazoa; Arthropoda; Insecta; Diptera; Tephritidae
Gene: p130CAS
Product: breast cancer anti-estrogen resistance protein 1
Exons: 5
Coding region: 1109-3529 (806 amino acids)
Biological process (GO): cell surface receptor protein tyrosine kinase signaling pathway; cell migration
Cellular component (GO): plasma membrane; cytoplasm
Molecular function (GO): protein binding
Source: RefSeq, a predicted model, not a curated record
GUUUACCAAAUCAGUCGUUUGAGAAACGUUGCCGCAGCAAAUACACUCGUCGUGUGUUGCGGUUGCUUUUAAAGAACACAUAGUGACUACUCGUUUGCCGUACUCGCAGUAGUGGUGGCAGUGUCGCCCCGAUAUACGAGAUCUCGUGUUGACUUUACGUCGGUACGGUUUUUGGUUAAGUUUAAACGCAUUUGCGCCGUCGUCUACACGAGUAGCAAAACGCCAGUCAGUUGACGGCGAAGCAUCCGAAAAUUCGAGUUAGCUCAGCGGUUUUUGGCGAAAUUUUCGUUUUUGCCAUUAUCUUUUUUUUGUUGGUUCGGCAUCAAUUUUAUACCCGUGUGCUGCACAUAUAGGGGUCUUAUAAAGUCUUGCUGCGGUCGGUGUUUUUUGUGGAUCGCCGUAUUGUCUUUUGUUGUGAAUUGUUACUGCUUUUAAGCUACAGUGUGUGUGUGUGUGCAUAAAUAUAAAUUUUUUUAUUAAAAUUUCGACUCGAGUUGCUCUGUACAUGCUAAACUUGAUUUUUAAGCUGAGCUUGCAAAAAAUAAAAACAAAAAAAUAAAAAUAAGUAUCUGAAACCAUAGUGUUUACUGGCGCGAAUUCCACAUAGAAAACAAAUAUACGAGCGCGCAAAAAACAAGUCUGUCUUGCGAUUAUGAGCUGUGAAAUUGUGUAGUGACAAAGGGGAAACGAGCAAAAAUAAUAACAACAAAAUUUUUUAAUUAACAAGAUUUAUGAAUUGUUUGAAGUGAUUGCGACGCAUUAGCCUCCUUGUUGUUGCUUUUGUCAAUGUGUUUUCGACGCAAAGAAAAAAAUCAAAAAAUCUGUGCUAAAGCCAUUAAAGCAUUUUUCAAAUCGAGUUUUAUUUAUUUAUAUUGUCCUGGAUUAAAUAUACUUAAAUAACUCGAUUGUUUGUGCGCAUUGCAAAUAACUGCUGUUUGAAUUGAAAAAGUAAGCAAGAAAAAAAGAAUUCUAAAAACGAAAACAAAGUGUAAAUAUUAUGACUUCAUAACUGGUCAGCAUACACCUGUUACCUGUUCCUCAUACAUUUUGACUCGGUGAAAUCAGCAAAUCAGUGUUGUAGUAUAAUUGCAAGAAAAUUCAUUUCAAAAUGUUGGAUGCCAGCUACUUGCAGGACUAUGAUGUCCCACGUCCACAAGCCAUAAAAAUUCAAAAGAAACUUUAUGCGAAAGCCAUCUAUGACAACAUUGCCGAUUCGCCCGAUGAGUUGGCCUUCAAGAAAGGCGAUGUCCUCACAGUCAUAGAACAGGACACAGACGGUCUGAAGGGUUGGUGGCUCUGCUGUUUGCGUGGACGCGAGGGCCUCUGUCCCGGCAAUCGGCUACGCAUAUUAAACUCAUACGAUUCCGGUUGUUAUUCGCUGUCGCCACCGCCCUCACCCUGUCCCUCGUUGGCACCCAGCCUGGUCACCUUGAACAGCAACUCAACCGCUUGCUAUGAUCAUUUGUCCAUAAACAGCAGCGGUGGCACGAUCAGCAGCAGCGGCAGCAGUAGUCAUCAUCAUCAUGCCAGCAGCCAUGCGAACGCCCACAACGGUGUCGGACUGCGCGACAAUCAACAGACACACCUCCUGACACAGCAACAGCGACAGGGCACACGACGCUCCUGGCAUGUGUCGCCGAAUAAGGUCAUAACACCGCAGCGUUACGGUGAUGUUUACAUCUACAAUUGUCCGGCAGCAGCAAUCCCUUACAGUCGUCACAGUCAGCCGAGUCAACAGUUACAACAGCAACAACAACAACUCUAUAGCAACCAAAGUAUCUAUCAGAACAUCUCCAUGAUGUCGGCGACUGCGGCGAAUGGCAGCGGCAGCGAGUUCGAGACCUACGAUACACCAAAACCGGCCACACCAGUCAAUUACGAUUGUCCCAAGAAUGUGUGUCGAACACCAACACAAUUGCGUUUCGCCGACACCGCGCAGCACAACAUGAAAGUCUGCUCGACACCCAUACAAGAGGAGUCCUACGAUGUGCCGCGUCCGUUGAAUACGCUCAUCCAGCACCAGAACACAUUGACGCCGAGCAGCUCCAACUCGUCUCUGCUCACCAGCGACAGCUUGAGUUUAUCCUUCUCGUCAUCGAAUCGCUCGUCGUUGGCGAAUAUGCCCGAUUAUGAUGUGCCGCGUCGCAAUCCGCUGCCGGUACGCGCCGUACAGCAACAACAACUCUUGCUGCAACAACGUCAAUCGCCAGCGCAUGGCAUGAAUGGUAAUUGUGCCGCGUACGAUUUUCCAUUGCCGUCGAACUUGAGCACACCGGUCGCGGAGAAGUCAUCGCCCAAUGCAACGCUGAUGGCAGCCGCGGCCAGCAAAGAGUUGCCGCUGGAAUUGUCGUCGGCGCUGUAUACGCUGGACAAAUUGCAAUUUGAGGCCAAAACAGCAAUCACAAAAUUGCUCUCCUUCGUCACGCCGAGUUGGCGCCAGCGUGAGAAACUCGAACCCGUGCUGAUGGAUGUCAAAUUGACCGCAGUGCGCUUGCGCACCGCGCUGCAUGACCUCAGCGAGUUCGGCGAAGGCGCGCUGGGCAAUGCCACACGCUCCGAAGAUCGCAAUUUAGCGCUGAAGCUGCGUCCACAUGUGCGCGCGCUGCGUGAUGCCGACAAGCUGGUGCACGACACCACCGAGACGCUGGACGCGCAGGGUUGGGCCAUCGAACAGCUGUUGCGCAGCGAGGAGAAAUUCAAGGCCAACAACAAACCGCCCGAUAGUCUCGAUCAGCUGAUUGCAUGCGCGCAAACGCUCACCGAAGAUGUGCGCCAAACCACCUCGUUCAUACACGGCAAUGCGUCGCUGCUGUUCAAACGCAGUUUGAGCGAGAGCGGCGCCGAUGAGGAGGAGAGCGCGAAAGGCGCUAGCACAACACAAGAACAAAACACACAGAAUCGCGGCAGUUCGGAGUGGGUGGAAGACUAUGAUUAUGUGUCCUUCGAGUCGAAAGAUGCGGCCGCGAAAAAGAACUCGGCGCUGCGCGAAGCAAUACCGGCCAAUUUGAAGAAGAAUUUCGACACCGUCAUCAAAGCGGCGGAGACAACCGUUAUGGCCGCCUCCAAUGUAACAACAACGAAUGCGAGCAACAACACCAACACGAAGAAACCAGAAUUAACCGUUAAGGAUAAGAAACUGGUGUGCUACUAUGCCGUGCAAAUCUCCACACACAUGGGUAAUCUACAGCAAGCGAUCGACUCCUUCCUGGAGACGGUGGAGAAGAAUCAACCACCGAAAUUCUUCAUCGCCUACGGUAAAUUUGUCGUGGUCAGCGCGCACAACUUGGUCACCAUUGGCGACAUAGUGCAUCGCAAUGUCUCCAAAGCCGAAUUGCGUGAGAAGAUUUUACGCUGCACAGACGCGCUGUCCGAGGCGCUAAAAACCUGCGUGCAAAAGUCGAAGAAGGCAGCGGCGCAAUUCCCCAGCGUUACGGCGGUGCAAGAGAUGGUGGACUCUGUGGUCGAUAUCAGUCACUUGGCGGCGGAUCUCAAAGUGGCGAUGCUGCAAGCGGUGCAGCUGAGCUUAUAAGUUGCGGUCGCUGGUGUAGGCAACGUCACGAACUGUUAGUCGACAGUUAAUGUUUGUCAAAGGCUACCAAAGUCUUCCACAAGUUGGCAUGAAACCCAGUACUACUUAGAAGAGGCAGGGGUUUUUCUACACAACCGCAGCUAAGAUAACUACAUAGUGAAUGUGCUUCAAUGCUUCAUGCUUCCAGCAACAAUUUAUAUACAUACAUAUAUAAUGGAGUUAUAGCAUAUAACGGUAACUUUUUUAGCACAAACUUAGCUAACUGCUAGGCAAUGAGCAUGCCGACAUAAUCAAAAGCCAAAUUCUUGUCGUUUAAAUGGAUAUACUUAAACGGUAUUGCAAUAAUAACAAAUACAUACAUACAUAUAGCUAUACAAACAAACAUACAUACAUAUACAUAUAAAUUGACAACUAUUGGAAAAGCAGUUUGUUUUAAUUUAGAAAAUGUGUCCCACGAACGAGAAAGGCACUUUCACUUCUUGUAAAAAACAACAAAAACACUCGAGCGUGUUUUCAUAUACAUUUUAUAUGUAUUUACACGCUUGUCUUUGUAAUUUAGUAAUUUUAAUUUAAUAUUUAAUUUUAAAUGUGAUAUUUUAAGCGAAGUGUGUUUAAGCGAUUUCGAACUUAAUUGCAGAAUUUCACUUGUAAUUAUGUAAUUGCGAUUGCAUAUUAACUUUAUUUAAAUUUGUUGUAUAUAUUUCUUUACCACUGUAACAUAUCCUUCUUAAAUUAUAUUAUAUUAUUACACCACUUAAAUACCGUUGUAAAUUAAAUUUUCAUUCUUUAUUUUAUAAUUUUAAUUAAGUUAUUUUUUUUCUUUUUUAUCCCAAAAAGCUCGUGGAAGUGCUUACAUGUAAACUGGUGUGUCAUAACAUUGUACAUUUUGUAUUUCCUAACUGUAACGCUGGCAAACGUGUGAGCGUUCACACAUUUCGACAUAGUCAAAAAAUCUUUAAGAUUAACAUUAUUAAGCAUUUAUUUUAAAUUAUUACAACACUAUAUAUAAAUCUAUACAUAUAUAUUACAUUAUCAAAAAUUUUAUGUAUUCCUAUGUUAGUGAAGAAAACGAACGAUACAAGUCGGCUUGGUAUCCUAUUGUAACUCUCUUGUAGUAGAGAGGAAAUUAUAAAAUUCAAUAAAUCUUAAUGUAGAGAAGAAAUUAUA